Molecule: messenger RNA, 2196 nt
Organism: Guillardia theta CCMP2712
Lineage: Eukaryota; Cryptophyceae; Pyrenomonadales; Geminigeraceae
Exons: 4
Coding region: 57-2147 (696 amino acids)
Biological process (GO): protein processing
Cellular component (GO): plasma membrane
Molecular function (GO): metalloendopeptidase activity
Source: RefSeq, a predicted model, not a curated record
AACUUGGGCGGAGAGGAGGAGUCGAGUUGUCAGAAGGGAGGCGGUUGCAGCGAACGAUGGGCAGGCUAAAGUCGAAGUUGAGCCACAUCCUCGACCCGUACGGGGAGUACGAGGAUGUUGUAACGGGUGAGGACUCAUGGGAGAAGACAGAGGACGAGCUCGGAUGGUUCCGAAGGCUUUGGAGGGAAGGGGAGAACGAGCUGACUCGACGGGAGAUACCGGAAGAUAUGGCGGCGCUCAUGGAGGAGGAGGCGGACCCCUGCCAGGAUUUCUACGAGUAUGCUUGCGGGUCCUUCAUCAAGAAGGCGACCAUCCCUCCAUUCAUGGGCUCACUGUCGUACACGUGGGAGGCAGCAAAGGCUCGCGUCAUCGAUGAUGUCACCUCGGCCCUCAGCACAUCCUCGGGCGAUGCCUCCUCCUUCUUCCGCUCCUGCAUGGACGUGGAAGCGAUCGAGGCGGCGGGAGCACUACCGCUAGCGCCAUGGCUGCAGGCAGUGGAUGAGGUGAAAGAUGGGCAGACGCUGGGGAAGUUCUUGGGGACCGCCGGGCUGUUCAACUGGUGCGCCCUCUUCUGCUGGAAAGUAGCUCGGGACCAGUUGGACCGCUCGCAGAACCUCUUUGUGCUGGGACAUGUCGGGCUGACUCUCCCUCAUCGGAGCAUGUACCUCGACAAGGGACACGAGGACGACCGGCAGGCGGCUCUCUCAUCGGUUACGAGCCUCUUCCUGGCAGCUGGAGUCACUCCGGAGGCGGAGGCUCAACGACAGGCUGUCACAGCCCUGAGGGUGGAGGAAGAGAUCGCCAAGUGCAUGACGCCCUCCUCGAGGUACGAGCGGCUCUCGUACGUUCACGUCGGACGCGAGUCGCUGCAGCGACGGGCGCCAACGAUCGACUGGGACAUGUUCUUCUCAAGCAUCAAGAUGGACAUGGUGGGGACGGAGAACGCGACGGCGAGCAAGUACGGGCUGCUGGCGCUGCACGACGUGGAGUACUUGAAGAAGCUUGACGAGGACGUCCUGAGUAAGUUCUCCUGGGAUGACUUGAGAUGUUACCUUCGCAUGCGAACGGUGCUGGUGUUCUCCCCCUACCUCUCGUCGCCCUUCAUCGCAGGAAAGCUCAUCAUCAACGAGCAGAUCUACGGGAUGAGCGAGGCCUCUCCUAGGGUGAGGAAGUGCUACUUCCUGACAACCCAUCACUUCGGCAACUCCGUGUCGAAGCUCUUCGUGGACAACUUCUUCAACGAGUCCUCCAAGCAGGCGGCAGCCGGCAUGCUGGCCAACAUCCGCGAGCAGUUCGAGUUGCACCUCAACGAGCUCGACUGGAUGGACAACGCAACGAGGGACAACGCGCUGAAGAAGCUCGAGGCCAUGGACUUCCAGGUCGGCUACCCCGAUCAGUGGCCGGACUGGGGGGAGCUGUCGGACCUGCAACUGGGCGACAAACCCUUCUUCGACUCGCUCGUCACCAUCGCUAUCGCUCGUUCAGCACACGAGAGAAGCACUCUGACGGAACCGCAAGAGCCGGCAAAGUGGGACCAUCCAGUGACCUCCAUCAAUGCCUACUACUCCCGCACCAAGAACGCUCUCUUCAUCCCUGCUGGCAUCCUGCUGGAGCCGUUCUUCUCCUCCAACUACUCGGUCGCGCGCAACUACGGGUCCCUGGGGUCCAUCCUAGGGCACGAGAUGACGCACGGGUUCGACAACGCGGGGAGGAAGUAUGACGCGCAGGGGAAGCGGAUCAACUGGUGGGAUCCGCAGACCGAGAGGCACUACGAGGACGACGCCGCCUGCCUGGUGGAGCAGUACAACGAGUUCAACGUGUCGGGGGGGCAGCACGUGAACGGCAACAUCACGCUGGGAGAGAACAUCGCAGACAGCGGAGGUCUGCACAUGUCGUACCAUGCGUUCCUGCAGGAGCAGCCCAAGGCUUCCGUCUACGAGCGGAGGCAGUUCUUCAUUGCCUAUGCUCAGCUCUGGUGUGCCGUCUCUCAGCCCAAGCUGGUGCAGGAGCAUGUCAUCAAGGGACACCACGCCCCCAAGCGGUAUCGCGUCAUCGGCGUUCUCCGGGACUCGCAGGAGUUCUCCGAUGCCUUCUCGUGCCCUCGAGGAAGCCCCAUGAAUCCCGAGCGCAAGUGUGUGGUCUGGUGAUGACUCCGCAUGUCUCUUUAUAUGUCAACCAUAAAACUGUCAAACCUGC